GGAUAGGAUAUUUUAUGCAAUGAAGACGUCUACACGAAUUAUAUCACUCCUUCUUUUAAUAAUUUGGAAUUUACUACUCACAAGUAGUUGGAAAUUAUCAGUAAAACAUGUUAGCACAUAUUUAACGCUUGUGUAUGUUCAUGGCGGUAAUGAUGCACGCCUUAGUCAUUAUGAUGCAAUGAGAUUUUGUCAAAAGUUGUCUGGAAAUAUCCAACUUAUUAAUGAGACAUUAAUUGAGAAUGCUACAAGACAUAAUAUUUCCUUAAAUGACUAUAUAAAUACAACACUGAAUACUAAGUAUCUCAAUCAUUCGAAAAAUAUUCUGUACGGUGAUUUAGUAUCAAUUCAUAGCUCAUCUAUGAUACAUGUAAUAAUGGGUUGGGUUUUAUCCACAGAAGCAAGACAAUUUUGGAUUGGUGGAUUGAUUAAAUUAAUUGUGCAUGAAUUCAAUGGUCAACAUAGACAUGUAAUACAAACGUGGACAGAUCAUACACCUGUAACUUUACGUUUUCUACAUCAUCAUAGUCCUGUAUUAGAAAAUUUAAGAGCAAAUGAUAUUGCUUGUCUAUCAAUAGAUUAUGCUAGUGGUAAAUGGGGUGUACAUUAUUGUACUGAAACAAAAUAUUUUGUAUGUGAAUUAUUGAGUAUACCAAAUAGACGAGUGAUAAUAAGUCGACCACAUCAAGCUAUUACUCCUAAUACUACAAUCACUUUACAUCAUAAUCAUACUAUAAAUAGAAAUAAUUCAAGAUCAAGAGUCAUAAUUAUUCAUUUACAUAGUCGUGGCCAUUUAGAUAAUAUUAUGAAACAUCUUAAGACUGCCUCCAAUUCAACAGUAAAUGUUACUUCACAUAAUACAAAUUCAACAACAGUUGGAAUGACGACGACUACACCUACAACUACCGUGAAGUUGAAUGGAAAUACUACACAUGAAACACAUGGAAAGAAGUAAACUUCAUAAUUGAACGUUUACAUUACAUGUUGUAAAGAAGAAAAAAUAAAAGGUUUGUCGACCACUUCAUUUGUUAUUAUUUUUAGAAUAGGUAUUGUAAUAAAUAACUAUCUGAAAGUCAAUGUAACAUUAAAGUAAUACCUAACUACA
Molecule: messenger RNA, 1102 nt
Organism: Schistosoma bovis
Lineage: Eukaryota; Metazoa; Platyhelminthes; Trematoda; Strigeidida; Schistosomatidae
Source: the annotation of a GenBank genome assembly